Messenger RNA from Trichechus manatus latirostris (Florida manatee), 6670 nucleotides. It is a transcript of the gene PLD1, whose product is annotated as phospholipase D1. The coding region runs from base 819 to 4046 and encodes 1075 amino acids. Gene Ontology annotation, molecular function: phosphatidylinositol binding; D-type glycerophospholipase activity. Gene Ontology annotation, biological process: regulation of vesicle-mediated transport; phosphatidic acid biosynthetic process; regulation of microvillus assembly. The transcript is spliced from 29 exons. NCBI's taxonomy places the organism in Eukaryota, Metazoa, Chordata, Mammalia, Sirenia, Trichechidae. The record is from RefSeq and is a predicted model, not a curated record. Gene Ontology annotation, cellular component: intracellular membrane-bounded organelle; plasma membrane region.
ACAGUCACUAACAACAGCAGCAAUACAAUGCUGUAAAAACAUCUGAAAAUAGUGAUGCCGUGUGAAUUUGAUUCUUAGAAACAGUAACUUCAUGCGUCCCUCUUAUGCAGUGUGAAGUUACAGUGCUGUAUGUUCACCACCACCACCCAACUUUCACAGCAAUGUAAAAGUCGUUCCAUGGCCCUCAUGGAGGGCAGACUGUAUGCGCCUUGUUAGAAAUGAAUCAGUCACUUUAAUACAGUGUCUGAGGGGAGGGAAGAUCAUGAGAGUUCUCUUUGUUUAAGUUUGUGUUAAAGUUUUCUUGGGCAGCAAGUACAGAAAGGAAGCCCUAUGCCUUAGCUCAUUCUGUGUGUGAGUUUUCUUUCUCACAGCCGUGCGGUGUCUAUUUAACAUAUGGGGAGUGGUUUCAAGUUCGUUGCUAAAUCUUAUAGGCUAAAGUGCUUUGUGGGCUUGGCUAGGACUUAAGUGGCCUUUAGGGAGUCAUUCUGCCCUGAGCUUGAGAACAGGAUUGCGUUCCCUGUUUAUGUGGAUUUUCAGGGUAGUAAAGUUUUUUCCCCUCUUGGCUGUCAGCUGCUUUGGAGAUUAGUUUCAUAGUAAGGAUUCUGUAUUUAAAGCAAUAUGAAGCGACUACUUCCACAGGGGCACCAGCUUUUCCCUAGACUAUGGAGUCCAGGCUGGUGGAGGCCUGGGGAGCCACUUCUGAUCCAGUUAGUCUCCAGAGGUCUGGCCUAAGUCUGGAGGAGGAGGAGGAAUCAGUCAUGGACUCCUGAGGUGAAGUUGACACAAGCUCCUUUGCUUUUACCCCGUCAGAAGUCAACAUGUCUCUGAAAAAUGAGCCAAGAGUAAAUACCUCUGCACUGCAGAAAAUCGCUGCCGACAUGAGCAAUCUGAUAGAAAAUCUAGACAUGCGGGAGCUCCACUUUGAGGGAGAGGAGGUGGAUUUUGAUGUGUCUCCCAGCGAUCCCAAGACACGUGAAGUGUCUAUUCCUUUCUCUGCUGUUUAUAACACUCAAGGAUUUAAGGAGCCUAAUAUACGGUCGUAUCUCUCUGGCUGUCCAAUAAAAGUGAAAGUUCUGGAAGUGGAACGCGUUACAUCUACAACAAAGCUACCAAGUUCCGAUUUUUACACUAUUGAAUUAACACAUGGAGAAUUUAAGUGGCAAGUUAAGAGGAAAUUCAAGCACUUUGAAGAAUUUCACAGAGAACUGCUCAAGUACAAAGCCUUUAUCCGAAUCCCCAUCCCCACCAGAAGACACACAUUUAGAAGACAAAAUGUCAAAGGGGAGGAACCUCGAGAGAUGCCAAGUUUACCACGUUCUUCUGAAAAUAGGAUUAGAGAAGAAAACUUCUUAGGUAAAAGGAAACAACUGGAAGAUUACUUGACGAAGUUACUGAAAAUGCCCAUGUACAGAAACUAUCAUGCAACAACAGAGUUCCUUGAUAUAAGCCAGCUGUCUUUCAUCCGUGAUUUGGGACCAAAGGGCAUAGAAGGUAUGAUAAUGAAAAGGUCUGGAGGACAUAGGAUACCGGGCUUGAAUUGCUGUGGCCAGGGAAGAGCCUGCUACCGAUGGUCAAGAAGGUGGUUAAUAGUGAAAGAUUCUUUUUUACUGUAUAUGAAACCAGACAAUGGUGCUAUUGCCUUCGUCCUGCUGGUUGAUAAAGAAUUCAAAAUUAAGGUGGGGAAGAAGGAGACAGAGACUAAAUAUGGACUCCGAAUUGAUAAUCUCUCAAGGACACUUAUUUUAAAAUGCAACAGCUAUAGACAGGCUCGAUGGUGGGGAGGGGCUAUGGAAGAGUUCAUCCGGAAGCACGGCAGCGACUUUCUCAAAGAUCAUCGAUUUGGGUCAUAUGCUGCUAUCCAAGAGAACACUCUAGCUAAAUGGUAUGUUAACGCCAAAGGAUAUUUUGAAGAUGUGGCAAAUGCAAUGGAAGAGGCUAAAGAAGAGAUUUUUAUCACAGAUUGGUGGUUGAGUCCAGAAAUUUUCCUGAAACGCCCGGUAGUUGAAGGAAAUCGCUGGAGGUUGGACUGCAUUCUUAAGCGGAAAGCACAACAGGGUGUGAGGAUCUUCAUAAUGCUCUACAAAGAGGUGGGACUUGCUCUUGGAAUCAAUAGUGAAUACAGCAAGAGGACUUUAAUGAGUCUACACCCCAACAUAAAGGUGAUGAGGCACCCAGACCAUGUGUCAUCCACCGUGUAUCUGUGGGCUCAUCAUGAGAAGCUUGUCGUCAUCGACCAGUCAAUAGCCUUUGUGGGUGGGAUCGACCUGGCCUAUGGAAGGUGGGACGACAAUGAGCACAGACUCACGGAUGUGGGCAGCGUGAAGCAUGUCAUUAUGGGACCAUCCCUGCUGUCCCUCACUGCUGAAACAACAGAGUCUACAGUAUCUUUAUACCUCAAAGAUAAAAGUGAAUCAAAUAAAAAUCUGCCCAUCUUGAAGAGUGUUGAUAAUGUGGAUUCAAAAAUGAAAGGCAUAGGAAAGCCAAGGAAGUUCUCCAAAUUCAGCCUCUACAGGCAGCUCCACAGGCAUCACCUGCAAAGUAUGGACAGCAUCAGUAGCACUGACAGCACCUCCAGUUACUUUAAUCACUGUAGAAGUCACCAGAAUUUAAUCCAUGGUUUCAAACCCCACUUGAAACUCUUUCGCCAUUCCAGUGAAUCCAAGCAGGGACUCGUUAGACCUAACGUUGACACUGGCUCCGUCCGCAGCUUACAGACAGGCGUGGGGGAGCUGCAAGGGGAAACCCGAUUCUGGCACGGAAAGGAUUACUGCAACUUCGUCUUCAAAGACUGGGUUCAACUAGACAAACCUUUUGCAGAUUUCAUCAACAGGUACUCCACUCCCCGGAUGCCGUGGCAUGACAUCGCUUCUGUGGUCCAUGGGAAGGCGGCUCGUGACGUGGCGCGUCAUUUCAUCCAGCGCUGGAACUUCACGAAGAUUAUGAAACCAAAAUAUCGGUCUCUUUCGUACCCAUUUCUGCUUCCAAAAUCUCAAACAACGGCCCAUGAGUUAAAAUAUCAAGUGCCUGAAUCUGUAUGUGCAAAAGUACAGUUGCUCCGCUCUUCUGCUGAUUGGUCUGCGGGUAUAAAGUACCAUGAAGAGUCCAUCCACACUGCUUAUGUAAAUGUGAUAGAGAACAGCAAGCACUAUAUCUACAUAGAAAAUCAGUUUUUCAUAAGCUGCGCUGAUGACAAAGUGGUUUUCAACAGGAUUGGCGAUGCCAUUGCCCAGAGGAUACUCAAAGCCCACAGGGAAAGCCAGAGAUACCGGGUGUAUGUUGUGAUACCGCUUCUGCCAGGGUUUGAAGGAGACAUUUCAACCGGUGGAGGAAAUGCUGUACAAGCAAUUAUGCAUUUCAACUACAGAACCAUGUGCAGAGGAGAAAAUUCCAUCGUUGGACAGUUAAAAGCAAAGAUUGGCAAUCAGUGGAUAAAUUACAUUUCAUUCUGUGGCCUUAGAACACAUGCAGAGCUUGAAGGAAACCUAGUCACUGAGCUUAUCUAUGUCCACAGCAAGUUGCUAAUUGCUGAUGACAACACUGUUAUUAUUGGCUCUGCUAAUAUAAACGACCGAAGCAUGCUGGGAAAACGUGACAGUGAAAUAGCUGUCAUUGUACAGGACACGGAGACGGUUCCUUCAGUAAUGGAUGGAGAAGAGUACCAGGCUGGCCAGUUUGCCCAAGGACUUCGGCUACAGUGCUUUAGGGUUGUCCUUGGCUACCUUUCUGACCUGAAUGAGGACAUUCAGGACCCAGUGAGUGACAAAUUCUUCAAGGAGGUUUGGGUUUUAACAGCAGCUCGAAAUGCUACGAUUUACGAUAAGGUGUUCCGGUGCCUUCCCAAUGAUGAAGUACACAAUUUAAUUCAGCUGCGAGACUUCAUAAGCAAACCCAUAUUAGCGAAAGAAGAUCCCAUUAGAGCUGAGGAAGAACUGAAAAAGAUCCGUGGGUUCUUGGUGCAAUUCCCCUUUUAUUUCUUGUCUGAAGAAAGCCUACGGCCUUCUGUUGGAACCAAAGAAGCCAUGGUACCUAUGGAGGUUUGGACUUAAGAAGAGUUGUACUCUUUUGCAGACUAAGGACUUUCAUCCUGAACCACAUUGCACACAGUGACAUUCUGGAGACCUCACAGCCAAAGCCUGUCCUGGCACACGUCUCAACCCAUUAACCCACUGGGAAAGUGUCAAGGACUGACAUGGAAUGGUUUGGAAAGAAUGCAGCUCUACUGUAGGGACACUGAACCUGAGCAGGGAUUUAUAAUUCCUCCAGCCUGUAGUUGUGCAAAAGGGACUGCGUUCUUGCUGGUAGGCAUCUGCAACAACAUGAACAUAUACUCAAAUCCCAUGACGUACACCAAAAUGCAUUUCCUUUACGAACGAGAAUUUACCUGCUGCCAAGAGUUAUCUGAACCUCCUUAUUCUAUGCAGCAAAUGUCUGCUGGGCCUGCCCUGGUCUUAUACUCUGUACAGGCAGUGUUUGAGAUAUUGUUUACUGCUGGAAGAUGUUGUGAUGCUGCUUCUAGGUUGCAUGAGAUCCCUGUCUGUCAGACCCUGGAGUAGUAGUGCUCUUCCAAGACGGACGUGGUCAUUAUUCCUUUUUAGUGACUGAAAGGACCGGACAGACUUUAGUCUACACAGCAGCCCAUGUUAGGCACUUCUGAUAACAUUGAACUAUAUACUUUGACACCACGGGGCAGCAGGAAAGAUUUAAAUUCACUUAUUGAGAAAGAGAUUUCACUUUGCCCCCAAAGCUGCUGACAAGAUGUGUCCUUGUGAUAACGCCCACCUAAUCAAACUGGAAAACAUGUACAGUGUAUUUGAUUGCACAGCAAGCAGAUGAAAAGAGCACGCCGCCUUCAGGAACCUCCAAGGUGUCAGUCGCAAUCUGAUCCAGAUAAGAAGAGAAGAUUCCUUAUAGGCCUCUAAAAUUUCCUGUCAUCUUUAGCUGUGGGAUUGAUUGAAAUUUAAGUUUCUACAUUUCAAAAUCAAACCAGUGAACUCAAUCUGUCUUUCCAGAAAAUCAGAGGCUAUGUAACUCAUACCAAGUUAAUGAGUCCAACCUUAUUUGACAUUCAGCUCUUCAGCCACAUUAUCUUCUUUAAGGAAAAUUAAUUGAUUGCAAACUAUGUGCUGCUUUGCUUGCAUUAUUAAAUACACAUUAACAUUCUGCAAGGGCUUCCAAAGAAGUUCAGGUGCUUAUUAAUUCACAUUGUCCUAGUCUGUGAAUUGUUCUGGAAACCCCAUUUCUCCUUUCACUUUCACCAAAGCUCUAAUUUUACUAAAAGUAGUACUCUUAGAAGAGCUAAUGGGGGUUCCCAAAAGGCCUGUGCCUGUAAAACAUAGGGUAGCUGCAAUGAUUACAAAUUUCUAUGGGCUGCCUGGACAGAAUCUCAUUUGGGUGGUUCUAAGAAGCAAGGACCCAACCCCCUGUUCUCAUGGAGCUCAUAGUUCAGUCAAAAGGUUGAACAAGAGGACAAGGUCAGUGAUAUGGGUUAGUAGAAGAUAGAGACAGUAUCACAACCCAAGGGAGGGUUUGACAGCCAGAUACUAUUUCACAAAUGAGGUAGGACGAUGUAAUCAACAAUGGAAAUGAAGAUACUUUUAUGAAUAACUUAUUCUCAUAUGGCUGAAAAUGGUAAAAGCAGCUUCAUUCUAUAGCAUUUGUAAAUAAAACAUUUGCUAUUUCUGAAAGAAGUUUAGAUUGACAUGUAAGGUAUUAAGUGUAUGUGCAAUGCCUAAAGAUUUCUUCUAUUUUAUUUUCAAAUACUUUUUAAACCAUACAGCAGUCAACAAACUGGCUCUUGGUUUCGUGCAAGAUGUUCACAUAAAGCAUGAAAACUAAAAGCCAGAAACAACUUUUCCAGUCAGUUAUUCCAACUUCCAUCCCAUUUUACAGAUGAGAAAACUGAGGCUUGGAUUGGUUUGAAAAACUUAAAUCCAUCCAAUUUAUAGAUAAUGGAACUGAGACUAGUGAAUUUCUGCAGUCCGUUACUGACUUCUUUCACUUUAUCACUGCUUCAAAAUGAGAUGCUGUAACUAGAUUUCAGACAGCAUGUCUCUAAGCUAUUUUGAACGCUGUGAUAUUAUGUAUUUAUGUGUUUAUUGGUCUGUCUCAACCUACUAGAAGAUAAGGGGGCAAGGACUCCCUGUGUUUUGUUCAUAAUGUAUCCCCAGACCUGAAACAGUGCCUGGCACAUAGUAGGUACUCAAUAAAUGUUUGUGAAUGAUUCACUGAGGUGGAGGAAAGAGCUAGUGAAAUGAAAAACAUACUGAGUCUCAAAUAAGAAAUCUUACUGCUGGUUUCUGUGGCAAAUUUUUUUCGAGUGCAUCUUCUCAAAGGUAAGAUGCUCAUCUGCAAAGAUGAGUGGCUACAAGAUUUACUUGGAGGCGUUUUAUGGAAAAUUCAGUGCACUAAUUGCCUCUUUUGCAGUAGCAGUUUACAUAGCAUUCUGUAAAAUUCACGUGGACUGUGGACAUAAGAUGCACCAUCUAACCUACUUACCCAUCCUUCUCUGGUAUCAUUACUACCUAAUAAAAGUUACAGAAAUUUAUCUUUAACAUUGAGAUGUCUGAUAUGAACUUUAAAAUGCAAAUAACUCAAAGCGUUGAAAAAGCUAUUAUGAAUCUGUUCAACAUUUCAAGUGGACGAUAAUCUUCCAAAAUGCCUAUAAAAAAAA